GGAUUGGUUAGGUGGGCUUUUCCCCUCCCCAUUCCCUCCAAAGAAACCCAGGUUCUGGUUCUGCACUCUACCUGCCCAACAGUGGCCACUGGCCCUUCACCCUCUCCCAUGCCCUUGACCUGAAUUCUUGGAAGCACAGGAAACAACAUGCCAUGUAGGGGCUGAGUAAGCAUCUCUGGGGCCACAAAUUAAAUUAAGCUUUCAGGGCCGCCUGCCUUGUUAUUACUAACGGCUCCACCCUGGCUCAGCUCCUAGGUCCCUGUCCUGUGGAAAUUUGGGAGCCCUGGGCACCCUCUCUUGCUCUGAAAUUUUAAUUGGCUCCUGGGAACCUCACCCCAAAUUGGAGAUGGGCACCUCUCUUGUAGAACAAAAGGCUCAGGUCCGGGGAGUAAGGGCCUGAACUGUGCCCCCACCCUCCAGGAAGGGCCCCUUGCAGGCUGGCUGCAGGGAUCAGUCACGUGUGGCCCUUCAUUAGGCCCUGCCAUAUAAGCCGAGGGCACGGGGUGGCCGGGAACUCUCUAGGGAAGAAUCCAGGAGGCAGAGGCCAUGCUGACUGCAGCGAUGCUGAGCUGUGCCCUGCUGCUGGCACUGCCUGCCAUGCAGGGAGCCCAGAUAGGCUUGGCCCCCCUGGAGGGCAUCAGAAGGCCCGACCAGGCCCUGUUCCCAGAGCUCCCAGGCCUGGGACUGCAGGCCCCACUGAAGAAGACAACUGCAGAACAGGCAGAAGAGGAUCUGCUGCAGGUGGCUGAGGCCUUGGCAGAGGUAGAAGACCUGCAGGAUCGCGAGCCCCGCUCCCCACGCCGCUGCGUAAAGCUGCAGGAGUCCUGCCUGGGACAGCAGGUGCCUUGCUGUGACCCGUGUGCCACGUGCUACUGCCGCUUCUUCAACGCCUUCUGCUACUGUCGCAAGCUGGCUACUGCCACGAACUCCUGCAGCCGCGCCUAGCUGGCCAGCUUCAGGGCCGGAGCUAGGGUAGGGGCAAGGAAAUGCGAAUAAAGGAUGGGACC
This is a messenger RNA of Cebus imitator (Panamanian white-faced capuchin), 1007 nucleotides long. RefSeq names its product agouti related neuropeptide (gene AGRP). The transcript has 4 exons. Bases 547 to 945 code for a protein of 132 amino acids. The record is from RefSeq and is a predicted model, not a curated record. Gene Ontology annotation, molecular function: type 1 melanocortin receptor binding; neuropeptide hormone activity. Gene Ontology annotation, biological process: positive regulation of feeding behavior; hormone-mediated signaling pathway; neuropeptide signaling pathway. NCBI's taxonomy places the organism in Eukaryota, Metazoa, Chordata, Mammalia, Primates, Cebidae. Gene Ontology annotation, cellular component: extracellular region.